Trifolium pratense (red clover) is the source of this 666-nucleotide messenger RNA. Its product is annotated as secreted RxLR effector protein 161-like. The record is from RefSeq and is a predicted model, not a curated record. The transcript has a single exon. The coding region runs from base 1 to 666 and encodes 221 amino acids. Lineage: Eukaryota; Viridiplantae; Streptophyta; Magnoliopsida; Fabales; Fabaceae.
AUGGUUGGAUGCUUAAUGUAUCUUCUUGCAACAAGGCCUGAUCUGGCUUACUUUGUGUGCCUGGUUGCUAGGUAUAUGGAUAGACCUACUGAAUUGCAUUUUGCAGCUCUGAAGAGAAUUCUAAGGUACUUAAAAGGUACUCUGACUGAUGGAAUCAUGUACCAAAGUAAAGCAGGGAAAUCACUUGAGCUGGUUGGUUGGUCAGACUCUGACUAUGCUGGAGACUUGAAUGAUAGGAAAUCUACAUUUGGCUAUGUGUUUAUGUUGGGUUUAGUUGCUAUUUCUUGGUCUUCAAAGAAACAAGCCAUUGUCACAAUGUCAACCACAGAAGCUGAAUAUGUUGCAGCUGCCUCAUGUGCUAGUCAAUGCAUAUGGCUGAGGAAUAUUUUGGAGCAUUUGACACACAAUCAAAUUGGCUCUACUAGAAUCUUUUGUGAUAAUAGUUUCACAAUUAAGCUGUCUAAGAAUCUCAUUAUGCAUGGAAGAUGUAAACAUAUAGACAUAAGGUUUGACUUCCUGAGAAACCUUGUGAAGGAAGAAACAAUGGAGCUCAUUCAUUGCAAGUCUGAGGAUCAACUAGCUGAUCUACUGACUAAACCAUUGAAGUUGGAAUCAUUUCUCAAGCUUAAAAUUGGUUUCAGAAUGAUAGGAGCACGAGUCAAGUAG